GAUUUUUAUUUCGGUUUUUGCGGCAUUGAGGUGGUGGUACGGCGCUGUUGAGUUGCCUGUGGCAAGUGGGGGCCACCACUCAUAUUAUGAUUUUGAUGGUAACAAUGCCCCCACAUAAUAGGCCGGCCACAACAUCGGUUACCACAACGACAGGCCAUCAUCAUUCAAAUUGUGCCAAUAUUAUGCUGCUGUUUAUUAUUUUAUUCAUUAUAUGGCCAAUUUCAGUGGUUAUAGGUCUAGAACCAGUAGGAGUACCAAGUUGGUGGGUACCCAGUGGUGGCGGAACACAGGGCAUCGACCUACUCGGAGCACUCACACUUUACAAUACUAGUCAUCCGGGUGUUAGCCUUAUUCCUGGUCCAAAACAAUUACGUCCCGCAUACUACCUGGAAGGUGAUCAUCGUGAUUUGCAUUUACCACAAACAGUAUUCGAUAGAGCAGCAGAAUUAAUACGACAAAAUUCUGAAUUUACAAUAGCCGCAUCAUUACGCCAAGAACAAGAUAAUUCUGGUACAAUAAUUAGUUUUUCACGUGGUUCAAAUAGAUAUUUAGAAUUACAAUCAAGUGGACGUCGUGAUGAAAUACGUUUACAUUAUUCAUUAUAUCAAGAUACUUAUGUACAUAUGGAAACAUUUCCAUUUCGUUUAGCUGAUAAUUCAUGGCACGAUUUAGCAUUAUCAAUUAGCGGUUCGCAAGUUGAAUUACUUGUGGAUUGUCAUCCAUUAUAUAGAAGACUGUUACGACCUGGUGCACCAGAUCGAAAUUUAUCAAUACCACAAUUACAAUUGUGGAUUGGUCAACGUAAUAAGAAUCAUUCAUUUUUUAAGGGUGCACUUCAAGAAGUUACAUUAAUCACAGGACCUCAUGGUUAUUUAAAUCAAUGUCCACAAUUAGAUUCAACUUGUCCAACAUGUGGACAAUUUUCGUUAUUACAAAAUACAGUUAAAGAAUUAUCCAAGCGGUUGUUAGAAGUAUCGCAAAGGCUAGAAGCCGCCGAAGGGCGAAUUACAAAAGUCGAAGAGUGUGAUUGUUUGAAGUCAUGUAGUGUUAACGGUUCAGUUUAUGCUGAUGGUGCUAAUUGGCAACGUGAUUGUGAGAUGUGUGCGUGUGUGCAUGGUGAGGUUCAAUGCAGACCUGUUCAAUGUCCGAAACCUAACUGUAAAAAACCUUAUACCAAUCCUGGGGAGUGUUGUCCAACAUGCCUUAAGCAGUGUUUCAUGCGCGGAGUAAUGUACGACCACGGGGAUCUGGUCGCUCUGCGUGAAUGUUUAGAGUGUGAAUGUCGAGAUGGAAGUAUGCAUUGCUUACGCGUAGAUCCAGAGACUACGUGUCCACCGCUCAAAUGUCCACCAUCGGAACAAUUUAGUGUACAUGGUGAAUGUUGUAAAUUUUGUCCAGGUGUUGAUUACUGUGCCAAAGGACACACUUGUCAUGCUAACGCAUCCUGCCUCAAUUUACAAACAACUUAUGCUUGUCAAUGUGAUCAAGGCUUCCAAGGCGAUGGCCAUAUGUGCAAUGAUGUGGAUGAAUGUCUUCAACAAGGUGGAAUUUACGGCCAUCAUUGUCAUUCAAAUACAAAAUGUGUAAAUACUCCUGGAUCAUAUACCUGUGAAUGUCUACCAGGUUAUAGACGAUUAGAUAAAUUCAAUUGUGUAGAAUUAGAUGAGUGCAGUACUGGAAAACAUUCGUGUGAUAUACAUGCGACGUGUAUUAAUACUUUAGGAAGUUAUCAUUGUGUGUGUAAAGAUGGUUAUUCAGGAGAUGGAUUUAAGUGUGAACCUGUGUGUAAUCAAUCAUGUUUGAAUGGGGGUAAAUGUGUGGGUCCAAAUCAGUGUUCGUGUCGAGAAGGUUAUGUGGGUCCCAAUUGUGAACUCGAUUUGGAUGAAUGUGCUACUGGUGUUCAUCAAUGUCAUGAUACAUCAGUAUGUGUAAAUAUGCCUGGAUGGUAUUAUUGUAAGUGUAAGCCAGGAUAUAGAACGAUAUUUCAUCAUAAUACUUUGGGCACAUUGUGCCAAGAUAUUGACGAAUGUAAAGAAGAUAAGCAUACGUGUCAUCCGUCAGCAAGAUGUGUAAAUACUCAGGGGAGUUUUAUGUGUGUGUGUCCAGAUAUACAAGAAGAUGAUCAUCACCAUAGUCAAACAACGUGUAGUCAAAAUUGUAUUUAUAAGGGUAAAGAAAUACCAGAUGGUAAAGAAACAAUUCCCGACGGUGGUCCGCCAUGUAAACGAUGUGCAUGUAAUAAAGGUGUGAUAUCAUGUCGGGAUCCUGUAUGUGAUUGUACAGCAAAAAAUAGUGCACAUGAUGUAUGUUGUCCGCAGUGUGAUCCAAAUCAAACGUGUCGUCAUCAAGAAUUACAGCAAGUUUUAUUUAGAAGUGGUGAACGUUGGAUAUAUCAGUGUCAAACAUGUGAAUGUUUGGCUGGCCAAAUUGAUUGUUGGCAACUCGAAUGCCCACCGUUAACAUGUUUGGAUCGAAUUCGAACACCUGGUGAUUGUUGUGAACGAUGUAACGAUGAUCCUUGUUCAUUAACAACGUACCAUAAUGCAAGCAAUGGAGGCUUGCCGUGUACUUACGCAGGACGCCUUUACGAUUCAGGAUCAACAUGGAAAGAUCCAGAUGAUCGUUGCACGGCUUGUAACUGCAAGGUGCCGAUCUGCGACCAACUGGACGGGCGUAUUUGCUGCAGUUUUGAUUUCCGCUGUAGUGAGCCUGGGAGUACAGUGGGUAACAACAGCUUGGCUCUUACACCCCAGCAGUUGCAGUUGGGUGGACCAAUGCAGUCCUCCACUCCCAAAGACAUUAUUAAUACAACGACAAUCACAAAUGUCGUUAAUACAACAAAUGACUCUUCUGUACAAUUUAAUAAACUUGUUUCAAGCGUUUUUAGUAUUAAUAAUAGUGAUAGCAAGAAGCAUCGUGCCAGCAGUAGUAACAGUAAUAUUAGUGUGGCUUCGCGAGUGUCCAAUAUCAGUGUAUCUAAUUUCAACGAUUCAGCUACAUCAUCAUCAGUGCUUAGCAACAAUUAUAAUAUACAUAAUGCUACAAACUCAUUUUACGUUGGUAACUCUGACAAAUUAUUGGAAGAGGCUAAUUACAAUAAUAAGACUGAAGAGAAUUGGGGGCCGGAGGAAGGAUAAAUUUAUAAAUAAUCAUCAAAUACUUAAACAAUUGCAAACUAUUGCAAUGUUACAGUACAGGUAGAUUCAAUUCAACCAAAAUAUCACAAUUCAUUCCACUUAUUAAAAAUGAAAGAAGAUAAUACGUUUGUUCUGCAGAAUUGUAAGCAGAUUACUUGUUUCGUAUUCGAAAUAGUCGACCGUUUAGUAGAGAAACAUACAAAAAAUCAUGUACGUAAACAAAAGCAAACGCGAACACUGGUGCAAACAUACAUAAUAAAUCAAUCAGAACAACAACUCUAUCAAUUCCUCUUGAAUUCUUCUGCUUACAUUGAACAAACAUUAUGCGAAGAUUGAACAGCAAAACAUCAAUUGUGAACGAGCAAAAUAUUCACCGCCAUACGCCAUUUUGUGCGAAAGUAACAAUUAAUUCAAAGCAAAGAGAAUUGAAUAAGUAAAUUUUAAUAUUUAUAAUCAUAAGAUUGUUUUUUUUAUAUUUGCACACUAAUGACAUCCGACAACUGUGGUGAAUGGCGAAAUUCAGAGCGAUAUAUAAAUAGAUUAUUAAUACGAGCGAGCGAUUUUUAAAAAAAAUUAAACAUUCCUAAUGUAUUUUGUAAGAUACAAAAACAAAACUAAAACUCGUGCAAUAAAAAAAUUCAAAAAAAUUUUUAAUAUCAAAGAAAUAUAGAAAUAAUGAAGACCAAAAUACAAUGGUUUGCCUAA
Molecule: messenger RNA, 3842 nt
Organism: Chrysoperla carnea
Lineage: Eukaryota; Metazoa; Arthropoda; Insecta; Neuroptera; Chrysopidae
Product: protein kinase C-binding protein NELL1-like
Exons: 14
Coding region: 87-3137 (1016 amino acids)
Molecular function (GO): calcium ion binding; protein binding
Source: RefSeq, a predicted model, not a curated record